GGAGCUGCGUAGGUUGCAGUAUAGAAGCUUCCGGUGGGGGAUACUGUUUUGGCUCUGAUCGCGUAGAGCUGGCGACUUUGGCGCUCCUGGUGCUAGUUCAGCGGCAUCUUGGGGCCCACAUGAGCCAAUGGCAUCGUGCCCGCGGUGGCUGGGGCCCGGGACGCGUGUUUUCUGGACGUUCCAAGGCCAAGAAGAAGGGCGGAAAUCACAUCCCCGAAAGGUGGAAGGACUAUCUCCCAGUUGGACAGAGGAUGCCUGGGACUCGUUUCAUUGCUUUCAAAGUUCCUUUGAAAAAGAGUUUUGAAGAGAGACUUGCUCCAGAAGAACGUUUUUCCCCCUCGGAUCUUUUUAACAAAAUCCAAGAACAGAAUGAAGAACUUGGACUGAUCAUUGAUUUAACAUAUACUCACCGCUAUUAUAAACCAGAGGACUUACCGGAAACUAUUCCUUACUUAAAAAUUUAUACAAUUGGGCAUCAGGUGCCUGACGAUAACACUAUUUUUAAAUUUAAAUGUGCCGUUAAUGGGUUUUUGAAAGAAAACAAAGAUAAUGACCGACUUAUUGGUGUCCACUGUACCCAUGGUUUAAACAGGACUGGCUACCUCAUCUGCAGAUAUUUGAUUGAUGUAGAAGGCAUGAGGCCAGAUGAUGCAAUUGAAUUAUUCAAUCGAUGCCGAGGACAUUGCAUAGAAAGGCAAAACUACCUCGAAGACCUUCAGAAUGGUCCCAUCAGGGAUCGGGAACCCAGUGUAUCCAGACCAAGGGGUUCUGACUACUCAACAUAUACAGUGGAAACAGUCCACACCACUAAUAAAGCUGUUCACCAAGGAUCUUGGAAUAACAGACGUUGGACCCAAGGUUACCCAACACCUUCUUGGCAUUUCCACACCCAGGCCCCAGAUGUGCAGCAGUCAGCAAGAAACUUUUCACAGAAUCAAAGCUUUUACCAGAGACAUGGUAACCCUCCUCCUGGCCCCCCUGGAGAGGACUGUUCACGGAGGAGAUUCUCUUGGAGCGUAAGGCCAGACGCCAAUCAUGUGGUCCAGAACAAAAGGUGGUGUCCUGGCAGUUACUAUGGGUUUCCCUAUCCAGCCUAUUAUGGAUGGACUGAGUGACACCAGCCAAUCCUGGAAAUCUAUCUGGAGACCUCAGGACUGAAGACAGCUGGAGUGACUCUAAGAUCGGGUCAAAUGAGGUUUAUAAUCUAUUUUUCCUCCCUUAAGUUCAAACUUAAGGAAAAAUUAUAUUACUACUUGACUCUUUGCUGAUAAAUUUGCAGUAUUUGAAAUACUGGAUGAAUUAAUGUGUUGUUCCAGUCUUAAAAUUUUUUAAAGGAAAAUGUUAUUUUAGAACUGAAAAAAUAAUAAAGAAUAUCCCAUGUACCUAAUUUUUAAAAAUGCUAUCUUUUCUAUGUAUUUCCUUUUGACUAGACUUGUGAUGUGUGCAUACAGAAAUUUUUAGUUAUGUUCUAUUUUGUCUUUUUCUGUUUUUGACCCAAUCAUUAAGGUUUCUUUUUUUCCCUAACUGUUCAAGAUUUCUGUUGAAAUAUACCUAGGAAACAAUCUCUUUGGAACCUAAUCACUAUUUGCAAGUUAGUGGUGGUAUUUUGCGAUUAGGCAUUUCUUUCUUUGGCAGUCUUCUGUGGGGUUUGACCAACUUCCUGUCACUGAGUUGUCAUGUAUGCCGUCUAAACACAGGAGUGGACGAGCUUUUAGGGAUUAUCAACUGGGCAAGAGACUGAUCAACCAGAAUGCUGGUUGAUUUACCUGACAGGGUGAUUGUUACAAACUGAAAUUACUCAGAAAACUUGAAAACUUUAUAGACUGUAAAAGUUGCUUAAUGAACAGAAUAGGACACGACAUUUAAAGCCUGGGAUAUUGGGAAGACUUGCGUGGCUCCUUAUGUUUGUGCUUUUCUGUUGAACAUAACUUACUGGGGUUUCUCUCCACUUGCCUCUCACAGUGGAGCAGUGCUCUGACUUUGACUUUUCUAAGUUGUCUCUUUUGCUGCUGUACCUCUAGAUCACAAAGGUGGAUCACUGGGGGGUGUUGAUUAUUUUUAGUUGCAGAGAAGCCAAAAACUGUUGCUUAAGAAAGUGUCACACCUUCAUGUCAUCAAAGCCUGGGUAGAUAUUUGAUGAAUAUUGGCUUCAUUUUUUAAAGCCUCUUAUUUUGAACAUUUGUAUCAGAGUAUCUUUUACCAAAUGUGAUAGUUAUUUCAUCUGUUCUCUUUUACAUGUGAAGGACAUGUUGAACCUGACCUUAAGGAAAUUUUCAGCUUAAUUACUCCCUGUGUCUCAAGUUGCUAAUCCUUCAUCUAAAUGAUGGCUCAUAAGGGUUUUUCUUUGCCUGCCACAUUUAACAGAGAUACAAGGGCUGUUGCGAAGAGGCUGGUCCUGGGGAAUUAUUCCCCAGGAUACUCAAGAAGGCUCCCUGGGGAAGAAAUUGGAGGAAGAUAAUUGGUGUGACAAAAAAGAACAAGCAGGGGCAGUGACAGCAGUCCAGUCGGACUAACAGCUCUGAGCAGUUUUUUGGCAAGGAGUUUCUCAGGAGGACAUUGCCAGCGGAAGGGCCAUCAUCCGAACACUGCCACCUUCAGAAGACCUUUCUUUACCCUAUUGCCCCUCCGUCCCCAUCCACUUCUGUUUCAGUUAUCAGUGUGGCUUGUUAAAGACUAGAUUCCAUUUGCUCUCUCGUGUGUCAUUUACUCUUCUAUACUCCAUAGCUCUGGCUUCAACUUGUACCACACCAUUGAAUGUUUUCUGGCUAAAGGGACCAGCAACUCCCUUUAAAAAGGUCUUUAGUGUCCUAUUUAAACUUUUAAAAUUUAUUUUUAUUUUUUAAAAAGUGAGUAUUUUAAAAUUCAAAUAGUUCUACUAAGAUUAGCCUGAAAAAGAAUAGUCCCCAGCCCCCACCCUGCCAUACCCAAUUAUCACUCCCCAAAGGCAGUCACUAAGUGUUUUUGUGUUCUCUUCUAAUAUUUGCUGCUUUAUUAAAAUACUAUGCUUGUAUUGCCACUUCUUGAUUUUUCAAUUUGUGGUGUUAUCUACUAACUUCUUACUGUGGAAGACAAUUUAGUUUUUUCACAUCACAUACCCACAUGCACACUUCUGUUAACCUCAACUUUGCAGUGUAGUUAUUUCCCAGCUUUCACUGAAACCAGUAUACUGAGUUCAGAGUGAGCACCAUUCACUCUGAGCCCUGGUGGACCAUUGUUACAUUUCCUUUCUUAGGCCAUUUUUGUCCCCCUCGUUCUUGCCUCAUUUGUUUGCCUCUUUUCCUGUGGACUUACCACUAAUCCAUCCCCCAGAUCUCUGCCAGCACUGUAUGUAACAUUUCUCUUAAAUGUGAAUAGGAUGAACACAUUAGAUUCUUUUUCAUUUGAAAUCUUUCCUGGAAUCCUGACCUGUUUCAGGCUGGGCGUUACAUUAGUUUGCCACAGCUGCCAUAACAAAGUUCCACGGACUGCCAGCAGGUUUGGUUUUUUUCUGAAGCCCUUCAUUGUUUAUAAAUGGCCACCUUCUCCCUUUGUCUUCAUGUGGUCUUCCCUCUGCGUCUGUCUGUGUCUGUAUUUCCAUUCACACCGGAUUAGUACCCACCCUUAUGGCUUCAUUUACACUUACUUUCUCUUUAAAGACCCCAUCUCGAUGUAUGGUCACGUUCUGAGGUCCUGGGAGUUAGGACGACUAUAACUUGAGCACAUCUCUACACCUGGGGCAUAGCUCUGGUUCUGGGGUUUCUUACUAACCUUCAGCCUGGUCAUUUCUUCUGCUCACCUCUAUUUUCUGGGCCCCAUAGCUAUUGCUUUCAUGGUUUACUUCCCUGUUGGCUAGAUUAUAUCCUGUAGACUCCCAAGGAGGGUUAAUAGGCUAUCAAUUUUGGAGCCUUUUGCAUAUCUGAAAUGGGCUUAUUUUAUUCUUUCACUGCACUAAUAAUUUGGUAGGCUAUUUAAUUGAAGGUAGACACUUUUAAAUGUAUUUACUCAUUGUUUUUCCACAUCCACUGCUGUUGAAACCCUGUGCUAUUCUGGUUCCUAAGCUUUUAUCUAGGGACCUGUAAUUUUUCUCCCUGAAAGCUUUAGGAUCUUCUUUAUCUCAAAUGUCCUGACAUUUCACGAUACAUUUUAGUGCAGGAAUUAUUGUGAUGUUAGAUACUUAGUGAACCCUUUCAGUCUAGUCCCUUAUACUCAUCUCAGAAAUUUUCUUUUCACUUAUGCUAUUUUCUUUUUCAGGAACUUCUAGUUGAAUGUUGGAUUUUCUGAAAUGUACCUCUAUGAUAAUUUUUAAAAUUUUCCAUUUUAACCUUUUUGCUUUUUUUAAAAAACAGAAUUUCCUUGCUUUACUUUUCUAUCCUUCUAUUGAUUAGAAGUACAUUAUUUAAAUUUUCUGCUACAUAUAUUUUUUUCUACUGUUUUUCAUUUCUAAAAGCUAGCUCUUAUUUUUCAAAUGGCAUUUUUUUAGUUACUUCACUUUUUAAAAUAUUAGACAAUUAGCCCUGGCUGGAGUGGCUCAGUGGUUGAGUGCCACCUUGGGAACCAAAGGGUCACUAUUUCAAUUCCCAGUCAGGGCACAUGCCAGGGUUGCUGGCAGGUAUCCAGUAGAGGGUGCACGAGAGGCAACCACACAUUGAUGUUUCUCUCCCCCUCUUUCUUCCUCCCUCCCUCUCUCUGAAAAUAAAUAAAAUAUUUUUAAAACAUCAGAUAAUUUUAUUAAUUUUGCAUAUUCUGAAAAUUCUUUGAAGUUCAACUAAUUCUUUUUUUUUUUUGAGGAAAGAUAUACAAGGCCAAUGAUGUACAUACUAUAGGAACACAUUUGUGAACUGAUUCUCUUUUUAAUGAAUGUAUUUUUUUCUCUGUAAUAUCAAUUAUUUUUAGAUUUUUCUGUUACCUGCACCAGCUGUUUUCUUUUUUUCUUGUUUGUUGAUGCCUGUCUCUCAUAUUGGAGAUGUUCUUGAGAUGUCUGAUCAUCUGUACCAUCUUUCUUUCUUCUGAUUGAGGCACUCAAAGUGGAUGGAAACCUUGGCUGUGCUGUGGUAGAUUUGUAAUAAGGUGAUCGCUUGGCUCGUGUUUUGUUUACUUUCCCCUUGCUGUACACAUUUAGGUUUUAUUUUUCUCCAUUCUGACUGUUACCCAUCUUUGAUAAUUUUACUGUUCUCUCUCAUCUGUCCUUUGUCAUUCCUGUCAUUCUCUUGUGAGUUUUCAAUCUGUAAACUAUCAUUUUGGGUAGGGAGUAGGAUAGGCAUGAGAUCAAUACAGCCAGUGUAAUGAGACUGAAAAUGAGCCAAUAAAAUUGGGUUUUCAAUUUA
Molecule: messenger RNA, 5303 nt
Organism: Phyllostomus discolor (pale spear-nosed bat)
Lineage: Eukaryota; Metazoa; Chordata; Mammalia; Chiroptera; Phyllostomidae
Gene: DUSP11
Product: dual specificity phosphatase 11
Exons: 9
Coding region: 120-1115 (331 amino acids)
Biological process (GO): protein dephosphorylation
Molecular function (GO): protein tyrosine/serine/threonine phosphatase activity; polynucleotide 5'-phosphatase activity
Source: RefSeq, a predicted model, not a curated record